AUGAAGGGCGAAGGGUUGGAACUUGAUUUAAAGUUUCAAUUUGUAUUAGCUCGAAACUAUGCCAAUUUAGGUAUCAAAGAAAAAGCCAAAUCCGUUUUGAAAGAAAUGGAAGGAGGCAACCUGAAUGAAAACAAAAUGGUAUGUUUUAAAAGAGAUUGGGAGGUAUGCGAAUCCGAUCCCCAAAUCCAUGAGUGCAUGAAUGCUAUUGACGCGUUUGGAAAAGUAUACAAAAUUAAGGAAGCGGAAGCAAUGUUUGAUAAAAUGUCAAAAAAAUGGAAGCAACUUUCAGCAAAACAUUACACUGCCAUGUUGAAAGUGUAUGUGGAUCAUAAGUUGUUGAAUUAA
Messenger RNA from Lactuca virosa, 345 nucleotides. The record is from the annotation of a GenBank genome assembly. Lineage: Eukaryota; Viridiplantae; Streptophyta; Magnoliopsida; Asterales; Asteraceae.